CCUAUAUGAAUAUUUCCACAUUAUCCGCAAACAGUUUACAUUUUCGACAUUACAGUUAGCAACAUUUGUAUUUUUUAGAAAGAAAUUUUCUUUCAUUGGCUAUUUGAUGGAAUUCGGUGUGAAUCUGUGAUAAACUCGUUUUUUUUAGUUACAGUGGAGACCAAAAUAAUUUGGACGCAGCUAAGUUCAGAGUGUAACUGAUAGUCCAAUGAGAGAACGAAUCAGUCAAAAAUAAGUUCUCUCGUUGGAUCAUCAGCUGCGAUCUGAACUUGGCUGCGUCCAAACCGUUUUGCAUUCCACUGUACACCGUAUCACACUUUUUGCGGAAUAAGUAACCUAAAACACACAAUUUGAAUGAUUAUUUUAAUUCGAUAAAUAUAUGCAAAUUAGACAAAACAAUAUAUAAAAAUGGCAGGAGGAAAAAAUGCUCAAGCUGGAUUUCAACCGGAUUCCGAUGUUCAUAUUACGUAUGAAGAUCAACAGAAGAUUAAUAAAUUUGCAAGGCAAAAUGCUAAAUUGGAAGAUUAUAAAGAAGAACUCAAAAUCAAGCAGAAUGAAUUGAAAAAUUUGGAAGAUGCUGCAGAUGAAUUAGCUCUUAUGGAUGAUGAUGUGACAAUACCAUAUUACAUAGGAGAAGUAUUUGUUCAUCAGGAUCUCGAAAAGACACAGAACCAUUUGGAUGAUGCUAAGGAGAAGAAAAAAGCAGAAAUUGCAGGUUUGGAAAAUAAAUGCACAGAUUUGAAGACUAUUAUGACAGAAUUGAAAACACAAUUGUAUGCAAAAUUUGGUAGUCGUAUAAAUUUGGAAGCAGAAGAAGAUUAACCUUUUCAAUGCAUGAUACAUUUAUUUCUAUUAUAUUUAAUA
Molecule: messenger RNA, 864 nt
Organism: Dinoponera quadriceps
Lineage: Eukaryota; Metazoa; Arthropoda; Insecta; Hymenoptera; Formicidae
Gene: Pfdn4
Product: probable prefoldin subunit 4
Exons: 4
Coding region: 409-822 (137 amino acids)
Biological process (GO): protein folding
Cellular component (GO): cytoplasm; prefoldin complex
Source: RefSeq, a predicted model, not a curated record